Molecule: messenger RNA, 3118 nt
Organism: Drosophila innubila
Lineage: Eukaryota; Metazoa; Arthropoda; Insecta; Diptera; Drosophilidae
Gene: aralar1
Product: calcium-binding mitochondrial carrier protein Aralar1
Exons: 10
Coding region: 451-2541 (696 amino acids)
Biological process (GO): malate-aspartate shuttle; L-glutamate transmembrane transport; aspartate transmembrane transport
Molecular function (GO): L-glutamate transmembrane transporter activity; L-aspartate transmembrane transporter activity; calcium ion binding
Source: RefSeq, a predicted model, not a curated record
UUUGCGUGUUUUCUCGUCUCGUGCGGUCUGCUCCAAAGUAUAAAAGAACGCAUUAUUCAACGACCGCAAAACACUGGAAUAAGUUUAAUUACUUAGCUUACAGUUAAAAUAAAACAAGAAUAACGUGUAUUUGUGGUGUGAUAAAUAAUCGAUAAAAAGAGCAAACGCAUCAACCCAAUCCAACGGUACUCAAGGGACGCCAGCAAAGCGGGGGAAGGGGACGCUACGUGUGGCGUUUGCACUUGAUUAAAGUUUGUCACGGAAAACGGCAUCAAAUUAAAUAAAUAUAUAAAUAUAAAACGAAUAAACGACGAGCUUAACACACAAUCAAAUAUUAGUUGUAAUUAUUGUUGUUAUUGAAUUGUUGUUUUCUUACCGUGCUCGGGGACAGUUGCUCGGCGUCGCUCCCCCUUCCCCUCUUCAACAACAUCAACUCCAGUUGCUGAUAUAAUGACAAUAGUCGAUCUGAGUACAAUUAAUUGGAUACCAGCUUUAAAAGCGGUUCAAUGUCAAGAAUCUCCUUCACUAUUAAAGCGCGCCGGGACGGAAAAGCUGCGAGAAGUCUUCCAGAAGUAUGCCUCAUUGCAAAAGGAUGGCGAGCAUUAUAUGACGAGUGAGGAUUUCGUAAGAAAGUUCCUUGGCCUGUUCACGGAGGCAGCUUUUAAUGAUGAAUCGGUGCGCUUAUUGGCCGGCAUUGCAGACACGAGCAAAGAUGGUCUCAUAUCAUUCUCGGAGUUCCAGGCAUUCGAGGGUCUACUCUGCGCCCCCGAUGCUCUCUAUAGAACUGCCUUUCAGCUGUUCGAUCGCCAAGGCAAUGGCAAUGUCUCAUAUGCGGACUUCGCUGAUGUUGUACAAAAAACUGAGCUGCACUCAAAAGUACCUUUCAGCUUAGACGGUACAUUUAUAAAACGAUACUUUGGAGAGAAGAAGCAACGCCUUAUCAACUAUGCGGAAUUUACGCAAUUGCUGCAUGAUUUUCACGAGGAGCACGCAAUGGAGGCAUUCCGUAGCAAGGAUCCAGCUGGCACUGGAUUCAUAUCCCCCCUAGACUUUCAGGAUAUUAUUGUUAAGGUUAAGCGGCAUUUACUCACCCCCGAUGUCAAGGAUAACUUGGUGGCGGUCACGGAGGGUCACAGAGUGAGCUUCCCGUAUUUCAUAGCAUUUACCUCGCUGCUGAACAACAUGGAGCUCAUCAAGCAGGUCUAUCUGCAUGCCAGCAAGGGCAGUCGCACCGAGACGGUAACCAAGAAUGAGCUACUCUAUGCGGCACAGACUAUGAGCCAGAUUACGCCUCUAGAAAUUGACAUUCUAUUCCAACUGACGGGCGCCGUUAAUCAUCCAGGCCGCAUUGACUACAGCGACCUGAGCAACAUUGCACCCGAGCAUUAUACGAAACAUAUCACUCAUCGACUCGCCGAAAUCAAGGCUGUGGACAGUCCUAAUGAUCGAUCAGCCUUAAUUCAAGUGCUUGAGGCCACUUAUCGCUUCACUCUAGCUUCCUUUGCGGGCGCUACUGGCGCCACUGUGGUUUAUCCCAUUGAUCUGGUCAAGACACGCAUGCAGAAUCAACGCACUGGCUCCAUGAUUGGUGAAAUCGCCUAUAGAAAUUCCUGGGAUUGCUUCAAGAAGGUCAUUCGACAUGAGGGUGUCCUUGGUCUUUAUCGCGGUCUUCUGCCUCAGCUGAUGGGCGUGGCACCUGAGAAGGCCAUCAAGCUGACGGUCAAUGAUUUUGUACGCGACAAAUUCACCGACAAACGCAGCAACAUUCCCGUCUGGGGUGAGGUUCUUGCCGGUGGUUGUGGUGGUGCCGCCCAGGUUAUCUUCACCAAUCCCCUGGAGAUUGUCAAGAUUCGACUGCAAGUGGCUGGCGAAAUUGCUGGUGGCUCCAAGAUUAGUGCCUUAUCCGUGGUCCGCGAGUUGGGCUUCUUUGGACUGUACAAAGGCGCCAAGGCUUGUUUGCUGCGUGAUGUGAACUUCUCGGCCAUUUACUUCCCAACAUAUGCGCACGUUAAGGCCUCCCUGGCCGAUAAGGAUGGCUAUAAUAGUCCUAUAUCUCUGCUGGCAGCUGGUGCCAUUGCCGGCAUUCCUGCUGCCUCGCUGGUCACGCCAGCAGAUGUGAUCAAGACACGUCUUCAGGUCGCCGCACGCGCAGGACAAACAACAUACACGGGACUUUGGGAUGCCACCAAAAAGAUCAUGGCUGAGGAGGGUCCACGUGCAUUCUGGAAGGGCACAGCUGCCCGCGUCUGUCGUUCGUCACCUCAGUUCGGUGUCACCUUGUUCACCUAUGAGUUGUUGCAACGUCUCUUCUAUGUGGACUUUGGCGGCAAUCAACCUAAAGGAUCCCAGGGCAACAAGUCCGCCAUAGGACUGGACAGCACGCUGAGCACGGCGCAAGCUCGUCCCGAUCACAUCGGUGGCUACAAUGCCGCCGUUCCUCUCCUCGCCGGCAUUGAGUCAAAGUUUGGUCUGUAUCUGCCUCGAUUUGGACGUGGAGGUGUCGCUGUUCCCACAACAGCUGGAUCGGCAACGAGUUCAUGAUUGUAUUGGCGCCAUCGCCUGCCCUGCGUCAGUUAGGUCUAAACUUGUACAGUUGUAGCCAUAGAUACAUAUAUACAUAGAUACAUCUAGAUGAACUGUUCACAUGUAAAUAUAUCUUUUGCUAGAACACAUUUACACAAGACAAACAACAGAAAAAAAAGUGAGAGAGAGAGAGAAAAUGUGUGGAAACUAGUAAAGUAAUCAAUCGAUUCCUUAACCCCCCAUAUACAUUUAUAAAUACUUAUAGUGUAUAUACAUAUGUUUAUAGCAGAUAUUUAUGGCACACAAUUGAUGGCAACUGUUUUUACCUACACUAGAGAAUCGAGAAUGUAGUUUCAGAAAUGAAAACUUUAAGCUGUUUUUUUGUAAACAUUUUUUAACUAGAUGCAUAGUAUAAAGUUUAAACAAAUCACUGAACGUCAACUUUUGCACUCAAUGAACUAUUUAAGCGUAAAACAAUAAACCUUUUAAUGUUAAGACGAAUUUGUUCAAAAGUUAUAAAAGGAAAAUGCAAUGAAUUACCUCUUAGCUAAUAAAUUUAAAUAAAUACAAUUUAAAAAAUUUACAAAAUGGAAAA